This is a messenger RNA of Anopheles bellator, 984 nucleotides long. Its product is annotated as N-acetylneuraminate lyase A-like. The transcript is spliced from 3 exons. The coding region runs from base 78 to 932 and encodes 284 amino acids. NCBI's taxonomy places the organism in Eukaryota, Metazoa, Arthropoda, Insecta, Diptera, Culicidae. Gene Ontology annotation, biological process: N-acetylneuraminate catabolic process. The record is from RefSeq and is a predicted model, not a curated record. Gene Ontology annotation, molecular function: N-acetylneuraminate lyase activity; 4-hydroxy-tetrahydrodipicolinate synthase activity.
GACGGAUUGCUCGGCGAAUUUAUAUCUCUUCAGAACCGUUUUAAUUUCUUGCGGACCGUGGCCGAACCUACGUUACGAUGAAGCAGUUCAACUUUAAGGGUUUGAUGGCUCCCGUUUUCACACCUUACUUGAAUGGAUGUGAAGAGAUAAACCUCGACGCUAUUGAACCGUACGUUCUCAUGCUAAAGGCAAAGAACGUAGGCGGAAUCCUUGUCAACGGUACCUCCGGCGAGGGAAUGCUGCUGAGCGUCGGGGAACGCAUCGCUGUGACGGAGGCUUGGCAACGAUCGUGCCGAAAGCAUGGCAUAACGAUGAUGGUGCAAAUCGGAGGGGCACCGUUUCCGGAUGUAGUGCAGUUGGCCACACACGCUGCAAAGAUCGACGCCGAUGCCGUUCUUUGUCUACCGGAAUUGUACUUCAAGCCCAAGACUAGCGAAUCGUUAGUAUCUUUCUUGGGAGCAGUGGCAAAGCAUUGCCCAACCAUCCCAUUUUUCUAUUACCACAUUCCGAUGUUCACCGAUGUAAACGUUCACAUGCCAACGUUCCUUGAUUUGGCCGAAAAAAAGAUAGCCAAUUUUCGAGGCAUUAAGUAUACGAGCGGAGAUCUCGACCAAGGCAGCGCUUGCUUGAAGGAGGGUCGUCAAAUCUUUCUAGGAGCCGAUACCAUCUUGUGCGGGGCUGUGGCUGCGGGUUUCGAUUGUUUCAUUAUGACCACCAUCAAUAUCUGUCCGGAAAUGGCCUUUAAAAUCAUAGCUGAAACAAAUCGCGGGGCCUUAGAUGCAGCUCGGAAGGAACAACGGGCUCUUAACGAGCGCAUUUCAGUCAUUCUGCAGCAAGGCGACUGGGUAACGGCCAUGAAGAAAGCAUUUGCGGAAAGUUUUCCUACGAUUGCGAUCGGUCAGACGCGUCCUCCGCUUAGCUACGCAAAGUGAGUGGGGAGUGUAACAGCUCAGAAUGCUUCUUUAUUGAAACAGAAAGUUAACA